Molecule: messenger RNA, 2443 nt
Organism: Procambarus clarkii (red swamp crayfish)
Lineage: Eukaryota; Metazoa; Arthropoda; Malacostraca; Decapoda; Cambaridae
Gene: Uba2
Product: Ubiquitin-like activating enzyme 2
Biological process (GO): protein sumoylation
Cellular component (GO): SUMO activating enzyme complex; cytoplasm
Molecular function (GO): SUMO activating enzyme activity
Source: RefSeq, a predicted model, not a curated record
GUCAUGAAUCCUUCUAACCAAUCCCAGGAGCGCCGAUGUGUGACGUCCCGCUGGCCUACAGCCAAUGGCGAGCAGGGAGGCGUGACGUCACAGAGCCCGCUGGCCAAUCAGAGGUUGCGUGGAGCCAGCCAAGCUUCACCAGGGGUAAACAUCAUGGCGACCCACAUCCCCGGCAUUUUCGAGGAGAAUGUCUGCACCUCCAUCAAGUCGUGCAAGGUCCUGGUGGUGGGCGCCGGCGGCAUCGGCUGCGAGCUGCUCAAGGACCUGGUGCUGACGGGCUUUGAGCAGAUUGAAGUGAUUGAUCUCGAUACGAUUGACGUGAGCAACUUGAACCGUCAGUUUCUCUUCCAAAAGCAACAUGUUGGUCGCAGCAAGUCCGAGGUGGCAAAGGAAUCUGCUCUCCGCUUCAACCCCAAGGCCAACAUCACUGCCUACCACGACUCCAUCACCAAACCCACAUAUGGAGUGCCUUUUUACAAGAAGUUCACACUCGUGAUGAAUGCCCUCGACAACAGAGCAGCGCGGAACCACGUUAACCGCAUGUGUUUGGCUGCUGACAUUCCGUUGGUUGAGAGCGGCACAGCAGGGUAUCUGGGGCAAGUUACAGUUAUCAAGAAAGGCCUGACGGAAUGUUAUGAGUGCCAGCCCAAGCCGGCACAAAAGACCUUCCCCGGCUGCACCAUCAGGAACACUCCCUCGGAGCCCAUACACUGUAUUGUGUGGGCCAAGCAUCUUUUCAAUCAGCUGUUUGGGGAAGCCGACCCAGAUGAGGAUGUGUCGCCGGACUCGGCAGACCCUGAACAGGUUGGGGAUGCCGGCAAGUCGGCUCUUGAUGCCGAAGCGAACGACCACGGCAACGUAGAAAGAAUAUCCACACGAGGCUGGGCUAUAUCGCACAAUUAUGACUCUAAGAAAUUGUUUGGAAAACUUUUCAGCGAUGACAUCAGUUACUUGUUGUCCAUGGAUAAGCUCUGGGAGAAGCGACGACGACCGACGCCUCUAGAAUGGGAUAAAUUACCAGAUGAAAAUAUAAAGGAGGACGGAGCGGGCCUAAUCCAAGAUCAACGGCCAUGGACGCUCACUCAGUGUCGAGACACUUUUGAAGCGGCGGUGGCAAACCUACACAAAAGUCUGAAGGAUCUGCCCGAUGGUGGAGACCUCGUGUGGGAUAAGGACGACAAAGACUGCAUGGACUUUGUCACGGCCUGUGCAAACAUUCGUGCCCACAUAUUUGGAAUUUCACAGAAGACGAGGUUCGACAUAAAAUCCAUGGCAGGUAACAUCAUCCCAGCGAUUGCCACCACUAACGCUAUUAUUGCCGGACUCAUCGUGCUCGAGGCCCUCAAGAUCAUCCAGGGAAGCACCAGUGAGUGCAAAACGGUAUAUUUAAAUCGGAAACCCAAUCCACGGAAGCGGCUGCUGGUCCCGUGUGCACUUGACAAGCCGAAUCCCAAAUGUUACGUUUGCUCCGAGAAGCCCGAAGUGUCGGUGCGUCUCAAUAUUGAAAAGACUACUGUCAAGACUUUAGAAGAGAAAAUCUUGAAAUCGGCUCUAAAUAUGGUUGCUCCAGACGUGGAAAUAUGCGACGGGAAGGGCACCAUUCUUAUAUCCUCGGAAGAGGGGGAAACGGAAGGAAAUAACGACAAAAUGCUUAAGGAAUUCAGCGUCGUGGACGGGACUCGUCUUAACUGUGACGACUUCCUCCAGAACUACACCCUAACCAUCAACAUAAUUAACAGUGAGAAGCUUGAGGAAGGCGCAGAAUUUGAAGUGAUCGGUGACCCCGAUGAGCUUAAGAAGGCACAAGAUGAACAAUCAAAGAUGGAGGUGGAGGAAAGAGAAGCCGCUAGCAAUGGUCCAAAAACCGCUGCCGCUGCUGCGUCCUCUGCCACAGCGUCUGAUGACGAAAAUGAUCUGGUGUGCUUGGACGAUGAGGAGGCCGUGAAGAAGCGGAAGAUGGAAGAUGAUACUGCUCAGCAGCCUAGAAAAAAACUAAAGCCAGAGUCAAUAGAUGAUGAUGAUGUCAUCGUACUGUAAAAAAUAGAGCAGGCAUAAUGGCGGGGAAGAUGCACAAGUGUUCUAACACUUAACUCAUUCCAAAUUACGUGCCAGAAUGACAUUACCCAGAAAGUGGGGAAAGAGCAAUGUCACAUACCAAUGCAGUAUAAAACACUUAAUGUAGACUGCAGUGGGAGUUUGUGUUCUGGGUUAGUACCUCAAUGAUAGUUAAAGGAUAACAAAAAUCCGACAAAAGAUAGUGCAACAGCUGAAAACCAUUUUUGGGUGUAGGAAAAUGUUCAUUAGUUAUGUUGCCGUUUAAAUGUCUACUUCAUUUAUACAAAUUUCUAAAGAGUUACCAGCAUUUUAUAGUGUCCCAUUUUUUCUUCUACAAAUAUUUUUGUUACUUUGUAUUGUACACAAGAUAAAAUCAUUCAUUACAAAC